This is a messenger RNA of Nerophis ophidion (straightnose pipefish), 5144 nucleotides long. RefSeq names its product dual specificity phosphatase 8a (gene dusp8a). Gene Ontology annotation, cellular component: cytoplasm. The record is from RefSeq and is a predicted model, not a curated record. Gene Ontology annotation, biological process: negative regulation of MAPK cascade; protein dephosphorylation. Lineage: Eukaryota; Metazoa; Chordata; Actinopteri; Syngnathiformes; Syngnathidae. Bases 446 to 2458 code for a protein of 670 amino acids. The transcript has 7 exons. Gene Ontology annotation, molecular function: protein tyrosine/threonine phosphatase activity; MAP kinase tyrosine/serine/threonine phosphatase activity.
CGCAUUAGUGGAUGGAAGUGCUAAAGUAUACCUUUUGUAACCACCCCACCCCCUUUACACACACCUCUUAGCUACUAAUACGACACUAAUACUAAACUACUCCUUCAUUUUUAUUAUUAUUAUUAUUAUUAGUUUACAUUUUAUUUGUGCUUGAGCUGCGCGUUCAUGACCGUGCUGAGCCGCUCGCUCCUGGCGCUGUCACCCCGCGUCAGCUGUCUUGUACCCGGGACACGACACGGCCGUGACCAUGAGAACGCCCGCCGGUGCCCGCCAUGACACGGAGGCCGGGUGAAUGACAGCGAGAAGCGGACUGGAGCUGAAGGCACUAUGACUCUCUCCUCACCUGCCUCAGUGGUACCCCUCAAUCGCUGACCUCGCCACCUGGUCCCUAUCUCCUCCUGUGCAAUCUCCUCAGCCACUCUUCCGUCUCUGCCCCUCCUACGCCAUGGCUGGGGAGAAAGGGCCGACCAAGCGAAGCGCCAUGGACAUCAAGCGCCUGGCGAGCCUCAUUCAGAGAGGAACAGGCCGCUUGCUGGUGAUUGACAGCAGGACGUUUUCCGAGUACAACGCAUCCCAUGUGCAGGGCGCAGUCAAUGUCUGCUGCUCCAAGCUCGUCAAGAGGCGACUGCAGCAGGACAAGGUGUCCGUCACUGAGCUGCUGCAGCCCAAUGGCAAAAUAAAGGUAGAGCUCGGCAGAAAGCAGGAAGUGGUGGUUUAUGACCAGAGUUCCAAAGAAGCCACUCAUCUGUCCAAAGAUGGCUUUGUGCACAUUCUCAUGGGGAAGUUGGAAGGCACUUUCCACAAAGUGUCCCUGCUCACUGGGGGCUUUGCUGCGUUCUCCUCCUGCUUCCCCGGCCUGUGUGAAGGGAAGCCAGCCACUGCUCUUCCUAUGAGCUUGUCCCAGCCCUGCUUGCCUGUGGCUAAUGUCGGACCCACCCGCAUCCUGCCACACCUCUACCUGGGCUCUCAGAAAGACGUCCUCAAUAAGGAUCUGAUGCUUCAGAAUGGUAUUACCUACGUGCUGAACGCCAGCAACACCUGCCCCAAGCCGGACUUCAUCAGUGAGAGCCACUUCAUGCGCAUCCCAGUGAAUGACAACUACUGCGAGAAACUGCUUCCUUGGCUGGACAAAACCAAUGAAUUUAUUGACAAAGCUAAGGUGUCGAACUGCAGAGUCAUUGUGCACUGUCUGGCUGGAAUCUCGCGUUCAGCGACCAUCGCCAUCGCGUACAUCAUGAAGACAAUGGGCCUGUCAUCAGACGACGCCUACAGGUUUGUGAAAGACCGAAGACCAUCCAUAUCCCCCAAUUUCAACUUCCUGGGCCAGCUGCUGGAGUUUGAGAAAGAACUGCGACUACUCCAAGCUUUGACUUCCAGCGCCGAUGACAAGAUGUCAGACAGCAACUCCAAGCUCAACGCUGAGCUUAACGGGGUCAACUCGUGUUUUGAGAUGAACGGUCUCCAGAGCAACUAUGACUCAUUGAUGGCAGAAAAGCUGCCAGAGCCCAAGAUAGCAUUGCCCACCUCCCUCCAGCAAGGCUUCAAUGGCUUGCACCUUUCUGCAGAGAGAAUCAUGGACACCAACCGUCUGAAACGCUCCUUCUCUCUGGACAUUAAAUCCGUAUACUCCCCUAACAGUCCACAUUCUGCUGGCAUGGCACCAGCACACUCUGAAGACGUCCCCAAGCUGUGCAAACUGGACAGCCCAGAGACAGGCACCUCCAAUGGCGUCUGCUCCCAGUCCCCCAUCCUGAACAGUCCCUGCUCUUCUGACUCGCCCUUCCCCUCGCCUGGCAGUGUCGGCACCGUCGGCGGUCUAGGGCACGGAGGAAGCGAGGGAGUCCAUCGGCCUGGUUCUUCGUCAUCCAGACCGAGAAGAAAACACAAGCACACCUCUGGGAGUUCACCAGCCCAUUUCCAGCAACAGCUGUCCCAAUCCCUCAGUCUGUCUCUGGACCAGAAGAGUCCAAGCAUGGAUGAAAACCUAAAGGGUUCCCUGCUUCUGUCACUGCCCUCCGUCGGAUCCGAGGCCAUGUGGACCAAACAUAGAGACACCGUCCAAGCCACCACCCCUGUCACUCCUGUCACCCCCACCACCGACGCCCCCUGGCACUUUGGGGCGGAGGAAGGGGGCGAGAUGGAGCUCGGCGGCGGGGGGGACGGCGUUCGAAGCGAGCCUUCGUUGAGAUUCGGGAGCAGCUCGGCAUACGUGGCGUUCGGGUGCAGCGAGGGAGUGCGGUUACAGGACAAACCUCCCAAGGAGAAGCAGCGAGACUUCACGUCGUCCUCCAACGUGCCCAUCGUGGGCGGGUCGGCGGCGGAGAAGCAGUUCAAGCGUCGCAGCUGUCAGAUGGAAUUCGAGGAGGGCAUCUCAGAGACCCGUUCUCGAGAAGAACUGGGGAAGAUCGGAAAACAGUCAAGUUUCUCAGGGAGCCUUGAGAUCAUUGAAGUGUCCUGACACAUAAUGGACAACUCUGUCCACACCUGCUUGCAGGCUGGAAAGAACAUUAUUUUCUUCCCCCUCACAGGCAGCGUUCAAGACUACGAGUGACAGACGGACUGAGCAAAGGUUAGCAAGCUGGACAGAGACGAGCUGCUGACCAGAACCUUAUAGAACUCUCUAAAGGCCUGCAGGGACCGGAACCUUUGAGGUCUGUCAGGUUGCAUCUUGUAGAAUAACUCGGACACCAGUGCAGCCCUAGUCCCGAGACUCGUGAUCUGCGCCAGAACGCUCCGACAGCCUCAAAAAGCUCAUCCCAACGUUGUCCUCGACAUUUAGCGGCGGCCUUGACGGCACAAAGCACGUGGAUGCCACUCGUCCGCUCUCCUCCAAAAGCGACGCCUCCCAAACAAAGACCUCAGCAUCUACACCAGUCACCCUAAAGCACAGCCUGUCCUUUGUUUGCCGCGUCAGCCGCACCCUCCCUGCCUUUGCUCCUUGUCACCACUAGUGGUCACCACUGAGCAUGCACCAUGAAAGACUGGCAACAGAAAAAAACUCUGUAAUACGACAUGAAUAUAUAUGUAUAGCAAUUUUAACGGGAUUUUUAUUUUGCUUUUAAUUUAUUGUUCAUUCUGGUAAUGAGAAAUAAUAUAAUGUUUGUGGAUUGAUUUCAUUUUUUUUUUCUUAUUAUUUGCUGUAUGGUAUUUAUACAACACAUACAAAUACACACGGAUUCAAGCAAGCAAUAUGUGCAGUUCCUUUCUUGGGGGAGUGAUUAUGACUUGGAUGCACUUUUCUGUUCAGCAUGGCGGGACGCCUUAAACGUAUUCAUAUUUUUUCUGCAUGCAUAACGACGACUUUAUGCAAAGCGUACGCACAGUUUUUGAUAGAAGCACCCCCUUCCCAAACAACACACACCCUACACCAGGGGUCACCAACGCGGUGCCCGUAAGGACCAGAUGAGUCGCCCGCUGGCCUGUUCUAAAAAUAGCUCAAAUAGCAGCACUUACCAGUGAGCUGCCUCUAUUUUAUAAUGUUAUUUAUUUACUAGCAAGCUGGUCUCGCUUUGCUUGACAUGUUUAAUUCUAAGAGAGACACAACUCAAAUAGAAUUUGAAAAUCCAAGAAAAUAUUUUAAAGACUUGGUCUUCACUCGUUUAAAUAAAUUCAUUUAUUUUUUUUACUUUGCUUCUUAUAACUUUCAGAAAGCCAAUUUAAUAGAGAAAAUACAACCUUAAAAAUGAUUUUUGGAUUUUUAAACACGUAUACCUUUUUAAAUUUUUUCCUCUUUUUUCCUGACCAUUCAAAUCAAUGUUCAAGUAAAUUUAUUUUUUCUAUUGUAAAAAAUAGUAAAUGAAUUUGAAUUUAAAUCUUCAUUUCAGCUUCUCUUUUUUCGACGAAGAAUAUUUGUGAAAUAUUUCUUCAAACUUAUGAUUAAAAUAAAAUAAAAAUAUUCUGGCAAAUCUAGAAAAUCUUUAGAAUUUCAAAGUAUUUUGAAUAAAAAAGAGAUUGUUCUGGAAAAUCUAGAAGAAACAAUGAUUUGUCUUUGUUAGAAAUAAAGCUUGGUCCAAUUUGUUAUAUAUUCUAACAAAGUGCAGAUUGGAUUUUAACCUAUUUAAAAAUGUCAUCAAAAUUCCAAAAUUUAUCUUAAUCAAGAAAAAAUGACUAAUGAUGUUCCAUAAAUUCUUUUUUUAAUGUUGUCAAAAAGAUUCAAAUUAGCCAGUUUUUCUCCUCUUUUUUUCCGUUGAAUUUAGAAUUUUAAAGAGUCGAAUUUGAAGAUAAACUGUAUUAAUUUUUUUUUUCCGUGUUAUCUCCUUUUUUAAACCAUUCAAUUAAGUGUUUUUUUCAUCCUUUAUUCUCUACAAAAAACCUUCCGUAAAAGGAAAAAAAAAUAUUCGACGGAAUGACAGACCCAUUUUUUAAUGUAUAUAUAUAUUUAUUUAUUAAAGGUAAAUUGAGCAAAUUGGCUAUUUCUGGCAAUUUAUUUAAGUGUGUAUCAAACUGGUAGCCCUUCGCAUUAAUCAGUACCCAAGAAGUAGCUCUUGGUUUCAAAAAGGUUGGUGACCCCUGCACUACACAGUAUGCACUUUUUUUUUUUUUUACACACACACACACACACCUUUUUCUUUCCUUCUCAGGGGAUGCUUGAGUGAGCCAAGGCCAGCACACGUCAGCACAACAUGGAAGCACCCUCACUUUCUCGUUUUUAUUUCCCCCGCUGCUUGGAUUUAAACCCACGUCCAGCACGAGAAAGUGUGUACCUGUUUCCGGAUGCUUAUUUAUUAUCACCGUGUUGUCCUUUUGACCCACGACUGGCGUUUUAUUUACAAUUCCUUCCAUUGCCCGCGACUCAAUCAUGAACGCUCCUGAAAUCCCUCCUCCGUGUUUUUAAAAUGGUUGUUAGCAUUAUUUAUGAUAUUAUGUAAAAAAAAAAAAAAAUACGAAGCAGGCUGUCCCAUUUGCUAAAUCUGUUGUUAUUGAAUUAUUAUUAUUAUUAUUAUUAUUAUUGUAAAUAGCGACAUGGAAGAACAUUGAUGAGUUUUUAAAGAAAAUCCUGACACUUAGGCUGCUUGAUGCUAAAAAAAAAAAAUUAAAUAAAUAAAAAAAAUAAAUACCUCAGGUUCUAUUGAAAGGCUUUUCUUUCUUUCCCCUGUACGAGUUUUGUGAAAAUGAGACAAAAUACAGACGUGACAAAAUACAAA